Fusarium graminearum PH-1 is the source of this 870-nucleotide messenger RNA. RefSeq lists its product as uncharacterized. Gene Ontology annotation, molecular function: DNA-binding transcription factor activity, RNA polymerase II-specific; sequence-specific DNA binding; zinc ion binding. The record is from RefSeq and is a predicted model, not a curated record. The transcript has 2 exons. Gene Ontology annotation, biological process: positive regulation of transcription by RNA polymerase II. The coding region runs from base 1 to 870 and encodes 289 amino acids. Lineage: Eukaryota; Fungi; Ascomycota; Sordariomycetes; Hypocreales; Nectriaceae.
AUGAUGCGCAGUGACCUCAGCGACACUGUCACUCCGCGCGUGACUCUUCGCCCUUCUCCGCCAUCCCCGUCUGGCUCAUCCCCUUCAUCUUCACAUCAACUCACAUUCGACCAUGUGACAGCAAACAACGGGCUAGACGACUCCCAUCAGGACGCGCGACCGUCAAAGCGCCAAAAGACACAGGCAUGUCUACGUUGCAAGCGACGCAAGCAAAAAUGUGAUUAUCGCAAGCCUUGUGGCAAUUACGUCAAAGCUGAUGAACAAUGCCACACUGCGUCUUCUGUCGAACAAUCGCAAGCUCUUGCGACAACAGCAGGGGUUGUUGCCCAAGACCCGCUCAUUCGCCUGGCUGAGAUCGCCGCGCUUGAGGAGCGUGUCUCAAGAAUUGAGCGGAUGAGUGACCGCUCUCGUUCCAUGAAUGAAUCUGGUGAGCCCGAUAAUAGCCGUUAUCAUACACAAGAAAGACCAGCUUUCAACAAUGCUACUUCUGGGUCGCCGUCGUUACUUGUGGACACACCCCAUUUGUCCAGAAGUACACCUGCUAUGGCACUCUUGGCUGCUUUUGCAGCACCAACGUCGGAACAAGGAUCGCCCAAUUUUAUUGCGGGAGCUACACCCAGAGAAUGCCCCCAAGGACAUAUUGAGACUAUGGUUGAUAGUGCUACGGAGGAAAUCCUGUUCAACAUCUAUAAUGACAAAGUUCAAUGGCGGUAUCCCUUCCUUCGUUUAUAUCAGCUCAGAAACCGUCACGAGCGGCCGUCCGAUCUAUGCACCCUCUUCUUCGUCAGCAUGAUCUAUUCUAUAAGUCUCCUGCUUGCCAGAAACAGCGUCGUCCUUCAGGAUUCAAGCAGGAAGACUUUUACCGUAUAG